AUGACGCUCAGGCCAAACGAUAAUGGUGAUAAGAAACCAACUCGCCGGAACGACUUCAAGAAGACCGUGAACGGCGAUGACGGCAGCCGGAGGAGAGAGGAUGCAAGAACAAAAGAGAAGAGAGCCUGUCCAAGAAGCACCGCGACGUCAGAGAUCAGGCCACCGACGACGAUCAGAAACGCCAGGACCAGCUCCAGAAGAGGCUACAGUCUCUUCCGACAAUGGUGGACGGCACCUACUCCUCAAACGACGUCGCUUCACAACUCGAAGCCACCGCUCAGCCGCUUGGGCUCUUACGAAUAUUGCCUUGGGAACUUCCGAUCACACAAAAGUCCUGAUCGACCUCGGCGCCGUCCGAUGUUUGUAAGAUUGCUUGCUUCUCCAAACAAUGAUGUUCGUGAACAGGUUGUUUGGGCUUUAUGUAAUGUCGCCGGGGAAUCUCCCAAGUGCCGAGAUUUCGUCCUCGGCCACGGCGCCUUACCGGGUUUGUUGGCCCAGUUCAAUGAGAAAUCUACGCUUUCAAUGUUGAGGACUGCGACUUGGACACUGUCAAACUUUUGUAGGGGAAAACCUCAACCUGAUUUCGAGCAGAUGAAAGUUGCCCUCCCCAUUUUGGCUUAUCUUAUUAUACAUUCUGACGAUCAAGAAGUCUUGGCUGAUUCUUGUUGGGCGCUUUUGUAUCUCUUUGAUGGUGAUAAUGGCAAGAUCCAAGUUGUUAUCGAAGCCGGUGUUUGCCCUCGCCUUGUUCAGCUUCUCCUUACUGACUCGCCGUCUGUUCUAGUUCCGGCAUUCCGCACUGUUGGUAACAUUGUCACUGGUGAAGAUAGUCAGACUCAGGCUGUCAUUGACAACCAGGGGCUUUCUUGUCUUCUGAAUUUGUUGAUCCAAAACCCUAUGAAGACUAUCAAGAAAGAAGCCUAA
Molecule: messenger RNA, 921 nt
Organism: Oldenlandia corymbosa var. corymbosa
Lineage: Eukaryota; Viridiplantae; Streptophyta; Magnoliopsida; Gentianales; Rubiaceae
Source: the annotation of a GenBank genome assembly